AUGCUUCCCCCAAGCUCGUUCUUGCUCGCUGCUUCGCUGUUGGCGGCUUUGCCCGUCAACGCCGAUGGCAUCUACACGAAAAAGUCCCCGGUGCUCCAGGUCACUGGAAAGAACUACAACUCGCUGAUUGCUGAUUCGAACUACACCUCGAUCGUCGAAUUCUACGCGCCUUGGUGUGGUCACUGCCAAAGCCUGAAGCCCGCAUACGAAAAAGCCGCCCAGAACCUGAAUGGACUCGCGAAAGUCGCCGCGAUCAACUGCGAUGAAGACGAGAACAAGCCUUUCUGCGGCCAGAUGGGCGUGCAGGGCUUCCCGACCCUGAAGAUCGUGACACCCUCAAAGAAACCUGGAAAGCCACGCGUGGAGGACUACCAGGGCGCACGCACCGCCAAGGCCAUUGUUGACGCGGUGGUUGAACGCAUCCCCAAUCAUGUAAAACGCGCAACGGACAAGGACUUGGACAACUGGCUGAACCAGAACGAGGAACGGCCUAAGGUUAUUCUUUUUACGGAGAAGGGUACGACCAGUGCGCUUAUCCGCGCUAUGGCAGUCGACUUCCUCGGUGCAGCCGAUGUCGCUCAGGUGCGCAACAAGGAGUCCACCUCCGUCAAGAAGUUCGGUAUCACACAGUUCCCGGCUCUCGUCGUUGUCCCCACUGGAGAUGCGGAGCCCCAGCUGUAUGAAGGCGAGCUGAAGAAGCAGCCCAUUUUGGAAUUCCUUAGCGAAUUUGCGAUGCCAAACCCUGACGCCAGCGGAAAGGCAGCGUCGUCUACAGACUCCAAGGCCAAGACCAAGACCAAGUCCAAAGCCUCCAAGCCGGCCUCCAAGCCUUCAUCUACCCCUGACGACGACUCGACUCCUGAUUCCAAUGACGAGGCUGAAGUCAAGCCAGCUCCUGUUCCCAUUCCCGUGCCUCCACUCCCUACCCUUGCAACCCCCGACUCCCUGGAGACUUCUUGCCUGGCACCUAAGUCAGGAACCUGUGUGCUUGCCCUCCUCCCAGAGCAGGGCGAUGCACUCCCCGCAUCCGCCAUUGAUGCGCUCUCCAACCUGGCAAAUAUUGCCCACAAACACGCGCAGCGCGGCACACACCUCUUCCCGGUCUAUGCCAUUCCAGAUAUUAACUCUGGCUCCCAGACUCUCCGCACUGCAUUGGGCUUGGAGGAUAAGCAGAAGGUGGAGGUCAUCGCCCUUAAUGCUCGUCGUGGAUGGUGGCGUCACUACGUGGCCGAAGACGACUUCUCUGCAAUUGCUAUUGAGCGUUGGGUGGAUACCAUCCGUCUCGGCGAGGGCGAGAAGGAGAAGCUGCCCGAGGGUCUUGUUGGUGAGGCUGAGAAGGCGAAGGAGGCGGAACACGACGAACUGUAA
Molecule: messenger RNA, 1368 nt
Organism: Penicillium atrosanguineum
Lineage: Eukaryota; Fungi; Ascomycota; Eurotiomycetes; Eurotiales; Aspergillaceae
Product: putative disulfide isomerase
Exons: 3
Coding region: 1-1368 (455 amino acids)
Biological process (GO): response to endoplasmic reticulum stress
Cellular component (GO): endoplasmic reticulum lumen
Molecular function (GO): protein-disulfide reductase activity; protein disulfide isomerase activity
Source: RefSeq, a predicted model, not a curated record